AUGCCAAAAGUCAGACGGGGAACAAAACCGCCUCCAGAAGGAUGGGAGCUAAUCGAGCCAACUCUAACUGAGCUUGCACAAAAAAUGAGACAAGCUGAGAGCGAGCCAACCGAAGCCAAGCGUAAAGUGGAGACAGCAUGGCCAAUUAUGCGUUUGCACCAUCAACGAACUCGAUACAUUUAUGAUAUCUAUUAUAGGCGAAAGGCCAUUACUAGGGAUUUAUACGACUACUGUAUCAAACAGGGACAUGCAGAUGCAGCAUUGAUUGCAAAAUGGAAAAAGACUGGAUACGAGAAACUGUGCUGUUUAAGAUGCAUACAACCCAAGGAUACCAAUUUUGGAACGACAUGUAUUUGUCGUGUACCUAAACAGCAACUGGACGAAAACAAGGUGAUUGAAUGCGUGCAUUGUGGAUGCCGAGGAUGUGCUUCUGGAAGCUGA
Molecule: messenger RNA, 441 nt
Organism: Batrachochytrium dendrobatidis JAM81
Lineage: Eukaryota; Fungi; Chytridiomycota; Chytridiomycetes; Rhizophydiales
Exons: 4
Coding region: 1-441 (146 amino acids)
Biological process (GO): mRNA splicing, via spliceosome
Cellular component (GO): nucleus; spliceosomal complex
Source: RefSeq, a predicted model, not a curated record